GAUGUCUCGUAAAGAGCAGCAUAGCAACGCUGUCCAUCGCUUCCGCAUUGACUGCAGUUCUGUCAAUGCGGGAGAAUGAAUAACUCUAAAUGUGCCAUUACGCACAAACGACGGAGACCACAACGCAUCAUACGAUGUAUAUACGUGGUGGGAUUCAUGGAUCUCUUUGGGGUCAGUAUGAUUAUCCCUUUGCUGAGUCAUCAUGUGAAGUUUCUGGGAGCAAGUCCGACAGUGGCUGGGAUUAUAGGAUCUACCUAUGGAGUGUUACAACUCUUCUCUAGCACUGUUGUGGGAAGUUGGAGUGAUGUGGUUGGGAGGCGCUAUUCACUACUGACGUGCCUUUUGCUCAGUGCCUUUGGAUAUGGCCUGCUGGGUCUGUCCACUAGUAUUGCGCUCUUUGUUCUGGCCAGGAUACCAGUGGGGCUUUUUAAACACUCCCUGUCUAUCUGCCGAGCGCUCCUGUCAGAUCUUGUGUCGGAGAAAGAACGGCCUCUAGUGAUGGGUCACUUUAAUGCAGCCUCAAGUGUGGGAUUCAUCCUGGGACCAGUGGUGGGUGGAUAUCUCACUGAACAUGAGGGGGGUUUUUACUUAUCCUCAUUCGCCUGUGCAGCCAUUUUCUUUCUAAAUGCAGGUUUGGUCUGGAUGCUACCGUGGAGCGAGACACUAAAUCACCGUAUAGAUGCAAAUGCUAAUAGUAAAACCAAACCCAGCAAAACCUAUGAUGGGUUAAAGAACUCAGUCCAGCAGAACUUCUCAGACAAAAACUACAUUCGGCAUCCUAAUGCACCUGCAGUCCAUAGUCGAGCAAAUGGAGGAUGGGGCUGGAGGGACAUGUCUAUCUUCCAGUCUGCCUGGAGACAGCUGACCUCAGUGUGGAUGCGGAUCUGCAUGGUGGCGUCCUCGGAUUUGUUGGACGUGUUCCUGGUGCGGCUUCUAAUGGCUGUAUCUAUAAUGCUGUACUAUAGUAACUUCUCCUUAGCCAUGGAGGAGCGUUUUCAGCUCAAACCAAAGAUGACAGGAUAUUUGAUCAGCUACAGCAGUAUGUUGGGAGCCCUUGCUGGCUGCUUGGUGGGACCCGUAACAAACCUCUAUGGCAACAACAUGUCUGCUUUAUUGUUGCACUCUACAGCGCUCACCUGCACAUUGAUCUUCCUGUAUGCCACGGCACCCAAUGUCUGGCAGGUCCUGCUGACCUCCACGUUCUUUGCAAUCUCUACCACUAUCGGCCGCACUUGCAUCACCGACUUGGAGCUGCAGCGUGGGGGAGCCCAAGCUAGUGGGACGUUAAUCGGAGCGGGACAGUCAGUCACAGCUGUGGGACGGGUCCUCGCACCACUGCUGUCUGGUCUGGCUCAAGAAUUCAGCCCCUGUGGACCUCCUAGUUUAGGGGUCGUGCUGGGUCUGCUAGCUGUGGGCUUGCUACUCGUGAGGACUCCUAAGUGGGACAGUAAGACAAAGGUUAAAGACAAGAGUCCCAAACAAUGAGGUGUAAACCACUUAAAGUGAAGGAAAGAUAAAGGACUGUGAUGGCAGCUGUCUUUUUCCUCUCAGGUAAUGUGAUUGUGGGAGUUUGGAUCUGUAUACCAGCUAUAGAAUGUCAGGACGUCAAUGUGAGAGAUGGCCGUCAGUAAGGCUGCCUCCUGUUCCGCCAUGCUGAAAGAGAGCAACUGCCUGUUCAAAUGCAGACUGACAGAGUCCGAUGCAAAGUCUAAUAAGAUGAAUGUUUAUGUCAGAACAUUUUGCUGUUAAAUGGUCCAACACCAUUGGCAAAAGUAGUUUAAAACAUCUCGGUUACAUAUCUAACAUUGGUUCCCUGAAUAGGGAACGAGACGCUGCGAUAGCCGUCUCUAUGGGAACACAUUCGGUGUGACAAAUGUCUUAAGUCUUAACACCACCAUGCCAUUUAUUGGCCAGUAGCGCUUAGCACCGCCCAAGAAAUACGUCACGUAUGCUUCAUAUCAGCAUACUAUGCGCCAUUUCAUCAGAUUUCUAUGACGAAGGAAGCAAUUAUCGAAAGGUAUGGGAAAGGCCGGCAUCGCAGCGUCUCGUUCCCUAUUCAGGGAAUCAACGUGACAUAAGUACGAGACGUUUCCUUUCAUAGGUUCACUUCAAUGCUGUGAUAGCCAUUGCUAUGGGAACGAUAGACCAUAACGCCUUCCCAUACCUGAAAAAAGCUGGAAAACCGAGAAAAGAGUUCGCACAAGCAAAUUAAACUUGGGAGCCAGGAGCCAUCUUCACAUCCAGACCACAGAACUUGAUAAAGGUGUUCGGAGAGGAUCAUCUUGCCGCAACAUAAAUAUCUUCCAAAGAAGAGCCCUUAA
Molecule: messenger RNA, 2321 nt
Organism: Rhinichthys klamathensis goyatoka
Lineage: Eukaryota; Metazoa; Chordata; Actinopteri; Cypriniformes; Leuciscidae
Gene: slc67a2
Product: major facilitator superfamily domain containing 9
Exons: 6
Coding region: 76-1485 (469 amino acids)
Biological process (GO): transmembrane transport
Molecular function (GO): transmembrane transporter activity
Source: RefSeq, a predicted model, not a curated record